Protopolystoma xenopodis is the source of this 441-nucleotide messenger RNA. The record is from the annotation of a GenBank genome assembly. NCBI's taxonomy places the organism in Eukaryota, Metazoa, Platyhelminthes, Monogenea, Polystomatidea, Polystomatidae.
AUGGCUGCACUUGUUAACUAUAUUCCAAUCUUUGGGUUCUCGCUGCUCCUUUGCUACUUGUCCUGCAGUGGUUGUUAUCCAGCUCACUCAGACGAUGUGGUGGAUGGGCGAGGGAAAACAGUUUCAGCCAUACAUUCGUUUCAAGGUGAUCGAGACAUUACUCACCGACAUCCAUCCCUACGACACCACUAUCAUCCUGACGCAUGCCUGGCCCGAUGUGUGCAUCUGCCCGGGUCAAAUAUUUCCCAGCCAACGCCUCCUCUUACUGACGCAUUCAAGACCCUCCAGGCAGACGCUGCGGUUUUCUCAGGAGACAGUGUUUCUUACUCGCGUGAAGCGCUUUGCGAGACGGAUCAGGGUAAAUGCUGGCUGGAGGAGGAUCACUUUUCUAUCCUUAUCUGUGGCAAAGUAUCUUUUAAAUCAAAACAGAAGCCAGUUUAA